AUGACCCACCUACCACCGUCUCUGGGGCCCAUGUCCCACCUACCACCGUCUCUGGGGGCCGAUGUACCACCUAUUACCGUCUCUGGGGGCCAUGUCCCACCUACCACCGUCUCUGGGGGCCAUGACCCACCUACCACCGUCUCUGGGGGCCAUGUCCCACCUACCACCGUCUUAGGGGGCCAUGACCCACCUACCACCGUCUUAGGGGGCCAUGACCCACCUACCACCGUCUCUGGGGGCCCCUUGUCUCUCCUGUAUACCAGGUUAUAUAAUAUCUACCCGUCCAGGGUAGUUACUAACCCGCUUGCUUCACAAUAA
Molecule: messenger RNA, 318 nt
Organism: Procambarus clarkii (red swamp crayfish)
Lineage: Eukaryota; Metazoa; Arthropoda; Malacostraca; Decapoda; Cambaridae
Source: RefSeq, a predicted model, not a curated record